Dryobates pubescens (Downy woodpecker) is the source of this 1500-nucleotide messenger RNA. RefSeq names its product inositol 1,4,5-trisphosphate receptor-interacting protein-like 1. Gene Ontology annotation, cellular component: membrane. NCBI's taxonomy places the organism in Eukaryota, Metazoa, Chordata, Aves, Piciformes, Picidae. The record is from RefSeq and is a predicted model, not a curated record.
AUGGAGCAGCGUGAGGAGAUGCUGAGCCAGGAGAUGGCUUGUCUGCUGGAGGAGGUGGAAGUUCAUCUUCCAGAUGAACUGCAGGAGCAGGGCAAUCUUGCCUGGAGAGCCAUGCUCUUAGCUGCCUUCCAGCACUGGCGGUUCUGGGCCAUUGCCGGCGUCUGUCUCCUGCUCUUGGUGCUGUGCAGGUGGCUCAGGAAAUGGAUGCAUGAGCAGGCCUGCAGCAUGCAGGAGCUGUCCUACAGGCGCUGGGUGGUGAAGGAGCUGGUGGAGGAAGUCAUCCAGGUGUACCAAGAGCUCUCCCCUGGUACUUAUUUCCCAGUGAUCCAGCCACCCAUUGGGGUAGGCAGCACCUACGAAGGUUGGAGUCAUCAUGGGGAUGAUGCUGUCUACCGCCUGCUGGUGCCACUGAAAGCCGGUCGUGGCCACUCCUUCCGCUUGAAAGAGAGCCUCAUGGAGCAGAGGCCAGAGAGAACUUUCCGGGCCAAAGUGCAACUGAAGUGCACCUGCACAACAGAAGAACCGGCGGAGAACAUGCCGUGCUUCCUCCACCAUCCUGACAAGAGGCAGAGGAGACAUCGGCGGGAACACCUCCUCAGCGUGCUCUGCACCGGCUCCUACCUAGAUGUGCACAAAAUGGUCGCCUGGUUCCAGGACUUCGUGAGAUCCAUCUGGGGCGUGAGGCCUAAGAUGUGUCACUACCAUCUGAAGAUGCUGCCCUCCCCACGCUCCUGCAAGCUGCAGCUGACAGAUAGCCUGGGGAGAACCUUUGUCACUGAGCUGAUAUUUGGGCUGCAGCGAGGUGACUCGGACAUCUUCCUGUGCAGCUGCAGUAGAGAGGCCACCUUGACCACGAGCACAACAUGGUCAGCGAGCUGUGCUGUGGCAGAGGCAAAGUCCUUCCAGCAUAUCGCCAGGCAGGUGCCACGUGGCAGCUACCACCUGAAGUGCCUGCGUGUCUGCACCCAAAUCCUGGCAGGCACAGGCUUUUCAAGUGCUGCCAUGAAGGCCCUUGUGAUGCACCUCCUGACCACCACACCCCUGUCAGGCUGGUGCAGGGGAGCUUUUGUGGAACGGCUCAAGGACAUCAUGCAGUACCUGCAUUGCUGCCUGGAAAGGAAACAUCUCCACCACUUCUUCCUUGGCAAUGACAACGUGCCUGAGGAGAUAAGCUUGCCCGCUGCCUAUGAAAUGGCUGAGCCUCUCAAUCUUUUCCAGGGCCUGGCACAGGAUCCAGCUGCCCAAGCCAAGGCACUCUGUGAGUUCAAGGCAGUGGCUGCCGUGGUUGCCACACACGUCUUGGCAUCCGUUCUUAAAUCCCUCAUUUGGGAGUACAAAACCUUGGAUGUGAACUGGAUGAGGACACAGAGGAGCGGAUGGAGCAGCAUCGAUGCCUUACCCUAUGGCGACACCUACAGGCUAUCAAUACAAAAUGUUCACCUGCUCGUUAAGAGCCCGUAUGAGAUUCCAAAUGUCUCCCUUGAUUAUUACAGUACUUAA